Messenger RNA from Desarmillaria tabescens, 1329 nucleotides. Its product is annotated as NAD-binding Rossmann fold oxidoreductase. The record is from RefSeq and is a predicted model, not a curated record. Bases 211 to 1323 code for a protein of 370 amino acids. The transcript has 3 exons. Lineage: Eukaryota; Fungi; Basidiomycota; Agaricomycetes; Agaricales; Physalacriaceae. Gene Ontology annotation, molecular function: nucleotide binding.
UGGUGACACCCUCUGCAAUUUCCCUGCCCUGCCCCGAUUUCCGCUAGCCUCGCGAUAUAUAUAAUACACUUGUCUGCUAAGCGUCUGAGUAAGCAUUUCCCGUCCACCUCGCUAUAUGUGCUCCCGGCCAAGCUUAUUCGACGGUCUUGGUAUUAUAUCAUAUAUAUAUUGCGUCCUCCUAGUUCCAAUUUUCCCAACUCCCACAUAUCAAUGUCUCCUAUUCGCAUUGGUUUUAUCGGUCUUUCAGGACAAGGUUGGGCAUCGACUAUGCUUGCCCCGCCUCUGUUUGAAGAACCACUAUCGUCUCAGUACCAGCUCACUGCGGUCUCUACUUCAAACCCAGAUUCUGCUGAAGCUACUGCGGCGAAAUACGCGUCUCUUUCAGGUAAUCCAGUCAAACCUUACCAUGGAUAUCCGGAACACAUUGUAUCCGAUCCAAACGUGGAUCUCGUGGCCGUGUCCGUAAAGGUGAUGGAUCAUUUCGAAAACGCAAUGAAAGUUAUCGAUGGAGGAAAGGUCCUUUUCUUGGAGUGGCCAGCUGGGAAUGGUCUGAAGGAAACAUCAGCGCUGACCAGUGCUGCGAGGGAAAAGGGCGUCAGAACUAUCGUAGGAUUGCAGGGAAGAAUGGAUCCUGUCUUUCGAAAGGUGAAAGCUAUUGUUGACUCUGGGGAGAUAGGCCGAAUUUUGUCGACGUCUUUGACUGCAAGGACGUUUCCAGAACUCAAGAUAUGGGGCUCUCGUGUGUCGAGUGCCAACGCGCUGUACAGUGUGAACUCGCAUGGGGGUACACUUCUCGAUAUCAAAGGCGGACACAUCUUUGAUACAUUAACCUUCGUACUCGGACCCGUUGCCAACGUUUCAGCAACGUUGAGUACUCAGUACCCCAUCGCUGCAAUCGUUGAUGAGAAUGGAAAGCCAACGGGCGAAACCAUCGAACAAGAUGCCCCCACUCAGGUGGCUGUUUCUGGAGUCUUGACCAAUGGGGCCGUCAUGAGUGUUCACAUACGCGGUGGGUUGCAGACGAGAUCGGAUGGCAAAGCGGGUACACCACUGCUUUGGGUUAUAGAUGGAGAGAAAGGAAGCAUCCGAAUGGAGAGCGAUAACCCUAUGGCUUCUGCGGUGUCGUUCAUGACUCCUACCACGCUGUAUGUGAAUGGUGAGGAGGUCAAGAUUGAAGGAAACGGUCUGACCAAUGUGCGGAGGGUUUGGGAAGCCUAUGCGAAGGGAGAAGGUUAUGUAGAUUUGGAGGCGGCUCUCAAGACAAAGACUCUGAUUGACGCCAUUCAGCGCAGUGCUAAGGAAGGGCGUAGAGUGGAUCUGUAAGUAUCU